ACCAUGACUUAACCCAUUACCCCGUAGCUAUAUGAACUAAACCAUUCCUAAAAGCAUUGGCUGACAAACUAGGAACCCACCAGAUAAAUUACCCACAUUAAUCGCCUUCCUAGGACCAGUCGAUUCGUGGAAUUAAGAAUAUUUCAGGUCGUAGACGAUCUUCCAUUUCCGUUCAGCAAGAAGUCACAAUGUCGCUGUUAUAUUUCUUUCAAACAAGCCUCGAGUACCAUGGGAUAACUACGAAAGAGCUUUAUCAACUAUGGUUUAAGCACGCUCAAGCUGCUUUUAAGAUGUACGAACAAGGUAUUAUGAAAUACGCCUUCAAGAUAGCUGGAGAAAGAAAAGUUCUUGGAGUGAUGUCAGUGGAGUCACCCUCAGUACUGGACACGUGCUUUGUCGAGCUACCUCUUUACCAGGCCCUCGGAGAUCAGUUGCACUCGACAUUUACCCCGUUGAGACAAUACGAAGGAUUUGCGUCAGAUGUGAGCGAGAGAGUUGGGAACGGAGAAAAUUACGGGGAUGAAAAGUCCAUCUUAAAGAAGGGGCUCUUCUACAUUCUGACGUUUACUGUGGAAUACGACCCUACCAUGACACAACAAGACCUGUUUGCUGUCUGGGCUGAGGAAGCUAAAGAGGCUCUCAAGGCAAAAAAGUCUGGAAUCAUUCUAGACUUAUGGAAAGUGGUAGCAGAACGUAAGGUUAUAGCCGUUGUCUGUGUGGAUGAUCCGACUGAUGUUGACAGAAUGUCACUGGACCUGCCAAUCAUGAAAAAGAUGGGAAGCAAAGUCCGUAUAGAUUGCAAGUCGAUACGGCCAGUAGAAGAAUGGGCCGCAGAUCUACAAAAGCUAGCAGAAUAGGCCUAAGGAGCAUCUAGAAACGUUGGACUGUAAACCCCUCUCGUGCUGAAUCCAAAAUUGAUCGUAGUUAAUGAUGUAUUAAAACUAUCAAGAAAAAGUCAGAGUUCUAAGUUACUUUAGAUAGUAGUAUUAACACAUUUAAGACUUCAAGUGAAGAAUUCAUUUGCAUGUAGCAACAAAAAAUUGCCAACGAUUUUAGAUGAAUUUCAAGGUAGGAAUACGAAAAAAAUUAGCAGAUUUCAAAUAAAUCGAGCACAAAUUGCAAAU
Messenger RNA from Stylophora pistillata, 1124 nucleotides. RefSeq lists its product as uncharacterized. The record is from RefSeq and is a predicted model, not a curated record. Lineage: Eukaryota; Metazoa; Cnidaria; Anthozoa; Scleractinia; Pocilloporidae.